This is a messenger RNA of Symbiodinium natans, 1998 nucleotides long. Lineage: Eukaryota; Dinophyceae; Suessiales; Symbiodiniaceae. The record is from the annotation of a GenBank genome assembly.
AUGGCCUUGACCGGUGUCGUGAAGAAGUAUGACACCGCAAAGGGCUUCGGCUUCAUUGUUCCCACUGGCACGAGCACGGACCUGUUUGUGCUUCGCACAGAUGUUAUUGGUGGAACUCUGCAAGCUGGAGACAAGGUCAACUUCGAUGAGGGCUUGAACGAUCGAACCGGCAAACCAAAGGCCAUCCGCGUUACCGGAGGAACUGGACCUGCACCAGGUGGCAAAGGAGAUUCAGGUGACGGAGAGAAAGGCCCCAAAGGAGGCGGCAAAGGCAAGCGAGGUGACAAGGGCAAGGGAGGAUCAAAACAGCAGCUGCCAGGAGCUUUGAAUGGAGGCUUGAUUGCAGGGCCCGUUCCCGGAGGGUGCGGAUGUUGCGGCUGCCCGGCUCCUUGCGGCUUGAUGCUGGGCGGUGGAGGCUGCAGCCUUGGCGGCGCAGGAAAAGCCCCGAUGCCUGGUGGUUGCGCCGGCUUGCCGGACGGUGUAAAGUCCGGCAUCGUGAAGUUCUUCCACGAUGAAAAGGGCUUUGGAUUUAUUAAGCAGGAUGAUGGUGGCAAUGACCUCUUCGUCCAUCGCAAUGAUGUGAUCGACACCCUGCUGAAUGAGGGUGAUCAAGUGCAGUACAGCGAGGCGGUUGACAACAGAAGUGGACGAAUGAAGGCUCACCAGGUCACUGGUGGCACAGGUGCCCCCAAGCCACCGCAGGAGAAGGGAAAAGGAGGCAAGGGAAAGAAAGGGAGCAAGCGCAAUGUGCCAAGCGAUCCCGGCCUUCCCAAUCCCAUGCCAACGAUGCCUGACGUCCCUUCCCAAGAUACCUCUUCUCUGUCUCAGAAAAUGCCGGGGAACCUGAAUGCACUCUCAGACCCUGCAAUGUUCGGAUGCGCGAAUCCCGGCAUCCUUAUGGGCAAGGGUGGAUUUCCGGGAGUUUCCGGCGCGUGCGGCUGCAACCCUUGCAGUGGCUGUGACGCUCAGAAGAUGGGCUGUGCCUGUGGAGGUUGCGGUUGCGGAGGGCUUUGUGGAGGCUGUGGGUGUGGAGGUUGCGGAGGUUGCGGAGGUGGCUGUGGCGGCUGCCCAGGGUGCGGCAGUGCCUGCGGAGGUUGCGGAGGCUGCGGGCAAUGCAUGGCAGGCUGCGGAAGCCUCCAGAUGAGUGGGAACAGCUGCAAUGCCGGUGGCUGUGGAUGUGGCGGCUGCACCAGUGGCAACGCAUGCAACGCCACCUGCAACGCAGGAGGUGCCGGCAGCUGCAACAUGCCGAGCAGCUGCUGCGGUUGUGGAGGUUGUGGAGGUGGUUGUUCCGGGUGUUGUGGUGGCUGCGGCUGCAACGCUGGCUGCUGCGGUUGCGGAGGUUGCUGCCCAAACUUCAACGCAUGCGGCUGCUCCGGUGGGGCCACUGCGGGCCUCGGUGCAUGCCUUGCGCCGAACAACUUCGAGGAAGACUUCGAUGCCUCAAGCAUGACAAUGUGCCGUGGGGCGGCCUUUAGUGGCCUAAGCGCUGCCAGCCCCACGACACCCUGCAGUGCAGGUGGCUGCAGCACUGGGCCAUGCGGUGGCGUUGGUCCAUGUGGCCCGAACUGGGAGGGCAACCUGCAAGGGAAGGCGGCCAUGGCAGCUUUCCCAGGUCAGGAUCCCCAACGCAACAGCGCUUGCUUUGCUCAGCUGAUGAACGUCGCAAAUCUCAGCGGAGUUGCGCCCAGUGGAGUUGCGAACCCCAAUCCAAGCUCUGGUGACAGGUUUCCAGCCGGUGGCGCAGGCUCGAUGGCCGGAUCUUUCAUGCAGGGUGGAGGCGACAACAACAUGCCAGGUCCCUGUUUCAGCAACAAUGCAGGAUCCGGCGGAACCCUGAAUGCUGCAAUGUAUGAAAGGCUAGCCUCGGCCACGGGCGGUGGUGGAGGAAGCUUUGAAGACUACGCCGUCUAUGGUGGCCAAGGAUCAAACAACCUCGCAGCUCGAGCCGCUGGCUGCUUUUCAAACUUGGCAGGUCCAUGCUCAAACCACGGGUGA